AUGGAUCUGAGCCUUCCCGAUCAGGCUCCCCACCGUAAAACACUCUUUCAUCUCGUACCAUCCAACCGACUGGCCGAGGAAGCCCUCGCUCACCCUGACAAUGAACGUUUUGUAUCGAGGGCUCGAAACGGACGUUAUGGUCUUGAAGUCGGCUAUCAUGUCUCGUCCCUCCCUCGCGGUCAUGUUAUUACCAGGCUAGGCCGAAAUGCCGAUUUGAUUCUUAGGAAAACCACCCCCGAAAACCCCAUGUCUACUGUUCACGUCGCCUUUGAGAUUAACCCCUCUACACGGCUUAUUGUUCUCUCGGUCAGAUCGAAACGCCCUUCAACGGUUUAUUUCUCCAUUCAAACCAGCACCGCAGAGGAUGACGGCCAGGGCGGUCCGGGAACAGGCAUGUCGGUUCAACAAGAGCUCCAAGGAGCCACCAUUGCUCGAGAACAAAUUACCGGGCAAGGCGUUAUCCUCUUUGGUCAGGCUUACUCCAUCUUCAUUGCCAACUAUACCUUUCGCUUGAUCUGGCAGCGGGGCAACAGCCACAAAGACGUCGAGUUUCUAAAAGCCUUGGCCUUUCAAGGUUACCAAGAAUCGGUCCACCGGAUGCAGUAUAUAGGAUCUCGCGAGCGGCCGACAGAGUAUGACCCCUCGGAAUUAAUCUCAUGGCAUAUGACUAGGCUCAACACGGUCAAGGGGACUUAUUUCAGCGAUGUCCCGGACCUUCGUACAGAAAUAGGCUCGGGGGCCUUUGGAACAGUCUAUGCAGCAACUGAUCAGGUAUCAGGCUAUGAAUUUGCAAUUAAAGUGAUUCAUCUCCAAGACCACCCCAAUCCCGAGGAAGCACGAGCCUUGGUGCACAGGGAAAUUAAGAUCCUGCAGAGAUUGAGCCAUAAACAUAUUAUCGAAUAUCUAGACUACAAUCACUUCCACACUCUCAACCCCGAGAUCUUGAUGCCCUUGAGAGAAGGGUCCUUGAAAUCGCUCAUCAAGGAAAAAAAAGUUGACGUCAACGAACAUUUAUUCUUAGACGUGGUAACCCAGAUGCUCAGCGCCCUGGAUUACCUGGCGAGUGAGAGCCUGGUCCACCGGGACGUGAAGCCUGAGAACAUUCUCUACUACCCCUCGGGCAAAAUCGCUCGCUGUGGUUACCAUUUUCAGCUGGCUGACUUUGGAUUCGCUCAUCACCAUGAUCUGGCUACAAGCAAAUGCGGCACAGGCUUUUAUCGGGCCCCUGAGAUGGUGCCUGAAAAGAGCAAAGUGGAUGCGCCGCAGAGCCACAAGAUGGACGUAUGGUCCCUCUUUGCUACCAUGGUUGCCGUCGAUUCCACGUUUGAGAGCUUUCCAAUCCAUACCUCUGACUAUGGCAUUGUUCUAGAGGCAUUGCUGGCGAAAGCCCGAGAAUCCCUAUUAUACGCGCACAUGGGGAGGCUGCAUCCAGAUCGCCGGGCCUCAGCUGCCCAGAUCCUUAGCGUACAUUUUGCAGGCUGGGGAUUAACAACACCGCAAUCGAGAAUCACCCCGAUAGAGCCCGAGCUAGAGCUACAAGAGGCUACAUGUACUCCUCAAACCCUGUUGCCGACUGCCGGGCCUAGUGCACCCCGCGGAAUGGACAGUGACCACGAGAUGGAGGAUGUCCACGAGAUGAAGAAUAACCACGAGAAACCUCGCCAGAAGGCAGCGGCCCCCCUCGGUCGCUUAAUUACAUAUCCGCCGUCCCACAAGCAGCGUGAUACACUGGCACGGGUGAACAAAAAUGGCGUUGGGAAGCGCCGGGCGAGACGGAGCGCCCGCCCCAGCCCGCGACAACAAAAAUUGCCUGUUCGGGAUAAACCAGAAAAAGGUAGUCCGCUUAGAUAA
Molecule: messenger RNA, 1851 nt
Organism: Metarhizium robertsii ARSEF 23
Lineage: Eukaryota; Fungi; Ascomycota; Sordariomycetes; Hypocreales; Clavicipitaceae
Product: Protein kinase, catalytic domain protein
Exons: 2
Coding region: 1-1851 (616 amino acids)
Biological process (GO): autophagosome organization; autophagy; protein autophosphorylation
Cellular component (GO): autophagosome; cytoplasm
Molecular function (GO): protein serine/threonine kinase activity; ATP binding
Source: RefSeq, a predicted model, not a curated record